CAUCAUAGCAGGGACCUGCUCUGUUCAGUCACUUUGGUAAAUCAGUAUUUGAGAAAGCCAGAUUAGAAGUAGUUUUCGGUUCAUUUAGGAACAGUUUUAUGUUUUAAACAGAAUGAGCUCUAAUGGAGUCACCGGUUCAGUUAAUACAAAGACCGGCCUAAUACCUCAAUACAAGAUCGGUGACCUGGUCUGGUCCCCAUGGUCCUCUGUUCUGUGGCCAGCUAUGAUAUCCUACGAUCCAAGCAAAGCCAUCUACUUCCGAGUCUCUCCCUCGAAGAACAUAACUCAUUAUCACAUUCAAUAUUUCGGUAUAGUCGCCCAGCGCGGGUGGGUCCCCGUUAAGAGUAUCCAGCCCGUCAGAUCAGUUCAUGAAAAUGGGAAAUCAAAGCCACAGAAGAAGACACUGUGGAAGGAUUUUGAGGUUGGGAUUGAUGAGCUGAAGAGAGCAAACGCUCUGUCUAUCAAGGAGAGGAAACUGACAUUCAUCUUUGAUUAUGGUGGAUGCUCAUCUGGAUCGAAGAAGAAGAAGAAUGAUAAACCAAAAGUGGACAAAAAACCUCAAUCAGAUGAUGUGACCACAAAGCCUAUUGUAACUCUAGAAGCGACAGAAGAAGAUGAACCACAACUUAUCAUUACAGAGACAAAAGAUUCUCAACCUUCGUCCACUUCCCCACCUCCUUCAGAAGUCUCUUCUUCUAAUAAAGUCUUAAACGUGUCUCCACGGUCAACGGCAUCACCUUACUCACUAAGAGACAAGAUAACACUGACCCAAAGGAAGAUCAACGCUUUAGCAACUUGUUCUCCACUUUCUGAGGUUGGUACUGUCACUCCUGAACCGCUACUCAUCGGAACCACUCCCACUGUUGCUAAUGGUGGUGAAGAAGAAACUCAUUCAUCAACAAAUAGAGAGUGUGUUACUAAUGCUGGUGGCACUGAUAAUGGUGGCGAGGGUCGUAAAAGGCAUGGUAGAAUGCAGGACACAUCGUUAUUCCCUCCUGGCCCUCCUCCUCUUCCAUCAGGAGCUAAUACAUUCACCUCUUGUACUGAUGACCUCCUAACUCCUCCUAGCACUGACACUGAUAGUGACUCUCUUGAUAUCUCAAUACCUGCUUCAUCUCAUCUUAAAAAACAAACGAAGCCUGAUCUUGCCCUAGCCUCCUCCUCUACAGAGGAUACAGGUUCUCCUUCAUUACCCCCUCCCUCCUCCUUCUCUUCUCUCCCUUUGCCCCCUCCCUCUACAAAUAUAUGUUCUAUAUGUGAUAAUCCCUCCAACCCCACUCAGUGUAUCAUUACUUGUAAAGGACAUUGUCUCAAUUCAUUCCAUGUCGAUUGUCUCGGUCUCAUCUCUCCUCCUUCCUUCCCAUUCGUUUGUGACGAGUGUACGUUGUCUCCUAGUGUAUGCUAUGCAUGCAAGAAGCCGUCAGUUGAUCCAGUCUCCUCUCUAGUUCCCUGCUCCCAUCACUCAUGCUCUCAGCUCUAUCACCUUUCCUGCAUUCGUUCUUGUGGGAACUUCAAAUUUGAUUCUUCCAAUCCUAACGUCAUUCUCUCCUGUGGGUUGCACAGUUGUGCUAAGUGCGUAUGUUCCGAUGGUCCUCCUGUCACUGGUAAUCAGAAGUUAAUGCAGUGCUUAAAGUGUCCUCUCUCCCUUCACAAGUACUCGUGUCUCAUUGCCGGCUGUGAGGUCCUCAGUGAUAAGACGAUGAUUUGUUAUCGUCAUUUGUCCAUCUCUUCCUCUAUGCCUCAAAGUCUCCGUCACUUUAACAUGAACACUUGUCUCGAUUGCGGCGAGCCUGGUUCUCUCAUUUGCUGUGAUUCCUGUUCCGCUGCUUAUCACGUUAAGUGUUUGCCUGAUGAGGAUCAGUCUCGGGCCGGUCAGGAGAGAUGGCUCUGUCCUAACUGUGUCUCGUAUGACCUUCCCACCUAUGGCUCUAUUGUAAUGGUCAAAUGUGGAGCCUACAGAUGGUGGCCUGCUGAAGUAGUUCUUCCUUGUGACAUUUCAGAUAGUUUCAGGAACUCAAAGCCAACCCAGUGCAUGUUUCUUGUCCGCUUCUUUUCGUCUAAUCAAUACUUCUGGACACAUCACGGGCGAGUCCUAGCCUUUACUGAGGAGUGCGCUAUUGUAAAGGAAAACAAGAGUCACAAGCAACAGCCUCUUAGCUACAUUAAUGCUUUUCAAGAAGCAUUGACAGCUCUGAGAGAGCAGGAAUCAAGACCAGCUAAGAAAGAAAGCAAGUCUUUUGUACACAUUAAGCGUAACAAGUACCUCACGUCCCGUCCUCCAUUAGAGACUGAGACAGAGCCUUGCAAGUGUACAGAGUCGUCUCCUUGUGGCCCAUCCUCUAACUGCAUCAACAGAGCAAUAUUCACCGAAUGUAGUACCGAGAACUGUCCCGCUGGCGACAAGUGUCAAAACCAAAGAAUGCUACGUAACGAGUCAGUGCCCACUCAAACUUUUUACACUGGGAACCGAGGAUGGGGUCUGAAAACCAUGCGCUCUCUCUCCCCGGGGGAUUUCGUCAUCGAGUACGUGGGGGAGAUUGUCGACAUGGCCGCCGUACAGGAGAGACUCAAGAAGACUCAGGAGGCGUCCGUCUCGAGUUUUUAUUUUCUGACGCUUGAGCGUAACCUGAUCAUUGAUGCUCGUGUGAAGUCGAAUCACGCUCGCUUCAUCAAUCACAGCUGUGACCCAAACUGCGAGACUCAGAAAUGGACCGUGAAUGGGGAGACAAGGAUUGGUAUAUUUGCCAUUAAAGACAUCAAAGAAGACACUGAGCUCACCUUUGACUAUCAGUUUGAUUGUCUCGGGAAUGAAAAGAAAGCGUGUCUCUGUGGUGCUCAAAACUGCAGUGGGUUUUUAGGCGAGAAACCCAAACAGGAGAAAUUAAAACAAGAGAAACCACAACCGCCAAGUUCCUCAAGAAAAGGAACUGGUAAGAGGGCAAGAUCAUUCAAUAAAGACCAAGCAAGGGUCAAACAGAGAAAGAUUGAAGGAGAAGGGAGGAGUGCUAGGAGUGCAGCCAGACGAGAGGCUAGCAAACCAGGAGAUUUGAUAAGAGAGGGCAAUGUAGAAUACAUAGUCAUGCCUCCUCCUAGCUCUACUUGUAGCUCAAGGAAGAGUGGAACAAAAUUAAAAGAAAAGCUAGUCAAUAAGGAGAAGAAAGGCCCUGGAGAGGGACCAGUUGGGAGCUUAAAAGCUCUGCCAGUUAAAGGGAGAGAAGGAGGAGGAGGAGGAAAGGCAAAGAGCUUAUCGACGAAAGAGAACUUUGUCCCUUUUUUCGACAUCAAUCGAAAGAGGAAGGCUCCGAGUAUCAUGAAGACAGCAAAACAGCGCAAAGAGGAUCCUUACGAUGAUGAAUGCUUCAUAUGCAAUGAGGGAGGCGAUCUCGUUAUAUGCGAUUAUCCAGAUUGCUAUAAAGUAUAUCAUCUCUCGUGCAUUGGAUUGAAGGAGCUACCCGAUGGAGAUUUUCAUUGUAGGAGGCACUCGUGUUUUGUCUGUGGUGACACAAAGGCAGAAUAUCACUGUUUCUAUUGCCCCAGGGCAUUUUGUGAGACUCAUCACAGGGAAAAGUUUAUAGUUACAGAUUCAGCUAGUUUUAAGUGCAUUAAGACAUGUUAUUCACCUUCUUAGGAUUCAUCAUCUGGAUUAUAGGAUUAAAUAGGAUAUUAUUAUCAUGCUUCAUGCACGCAUACAUUGACUACAUUCACACCAAAGUUCAGUCCUCAAGAGUUUGUUUUAAAAUAUUCCCUUCUGCCUUCUUAGAACAGUUUUUACUCUCUACUCCUUUCUCUUUCUAUGAUAAUUAUAAUUUAUACAGAUACAA
Molecule: messenger RNA, 3821 nt
Organism: Amphimedon queenslandica
Lineage: Eukaryota; Metazoa; Porifera; Demospongiae; Haplosclerida; Niphatidae
Product: histone-lysine N-methyltransferase NSD2-like
Exons: 5
Coding region: 113-3628 (1171 amino acids)
Cellular component (GO): nucleus
Molecular function (GO): histone methyltransferase activity; protein binding
Source: RefSeq, a predicted model, not a curated record